UAUUUCUGUUUCCUCUAAACUGCAGAGGAAUCUGAGCAGAGAUAUACACAAAGAGAGAGAUAUAUAUUUAGGUGGAGGAAAUGGCUAACGGUGAAUUUCCGGCGGUUCCAACUCACGGCGGCCAAUUUAUCCAAUACGACAUUUUCGGAAAUCUUUUCGAGAUCACCUCGAAGUAUCAGCCUCCUAUCAUGCCGAUUGGCCGCGGCGCUUAUGGUAUUGUCUGCUCGGUGUUGAAUUCGGAGACGAAUGAGAUGGUUGCAAUAAAGAAGAUAGCUAAUGCUUUUGACAAUCACAUGGAUGCCAAACGAACGCUUCGGGAGAUUAAGUUGCUUCGCCAUUUUGAUCACGAGAACGUUGUAGCUAUCAGAGAUGUGAUUCCUCCACCUUUGCGAAGAGAAUUCACUGAUGUCUACAUUGCCACGGAGCUCAUGGAUACUGAUCUUCAUCAGAUUAUACGCUCCAACCAAGGUUUAUCAGAGGAGCAUUGUCAGUACUUCCUGUAUCAGAUUCUCCGAGGACUGAAAUACAUACACUCGGCUAAUAUUAUUCAUAGGGAUCUAAAACCCAGUAAUUUGCUGUUAAAUGCAAAUUGCGACUUAAAGAUAUGUGAUUUUGGUUUAGCUCGGCCAACGGCAGAGAAUGAGUUUAUGACAGAAUACGUUGUUACCAGAUGGUAUAGAGCACCGGAGCUUUUGCUUAACUCUACGGACUACACUGAUGCAAUAGAUGUGUGGUCUGUGGGUUGCAUCUUUAUGGAACUUAUGAACAGAAGGCCUUUAUUUCCAGGCAACGAUCACGUGCAUCAGUUGCGCCUAUUGACGGAGCUCCUUGGCACUCCAACUGAAGCAGAUCUUGGGUUUGUCAGGAGUGAAGAUGCUAGAAGAUACAUCCGGCAACUAAGUCAAUAUCCUCGUCAGCCUUUAGCCCAAGUUUUUCCUCGUGUCAAUCCUUUGGCCAUUGAUCUUAUUGAUAGAAUGUUAACAUUUGAUCCCACCAGAAGAAUUUCUGUUGAAGAAGCAUUAGCGCAUCCGUACCUGGCAAGGUUACAUGAUGUAGCUGAUGAACCAGUGUGCCCAGUUCCAUUCACUUUUGAUUUUGAGCAACAGCCCUUGGGAGAAGAACAGAUGAAGGAAAUGAUUUACAGAGAGGCUUUAGCACUCAAUCCUGAGUAUGCAUAAUGGAGAAAGUAGAUAUGUUGCCUGGUAUAAUAUUCAUUCAUUGUUCAAAUGUUGUUUGAUAGAAAAGAGCUGUGGAUGAAACAAUGCAACCCUAAGAGAGAAAUCAUGUUGAACACAAGGCGGGUUACUGAUCAAACAAGUCAAAUCCCUCUGUUUGAUAGUCUUCUGUCCUUGUCACGGGCGUGCUGAUUUUGCACCCAUCACUACCCAUCAGCUGUACACUACCUUACAAUCUUUAUGAGGUUAGUCACCUUACAGCCUUCAUAUGACUAAGAAUUUCUUUUAUUUUUCUCACUUCCUCUUGUAAGAUUUGCUGAUUUGUGAUUUUUUUUUUUGAAAUUUGAACUAUUCUCAAUGUAGUUAAUGCUUAUUGUGUGCAAUAGAUUGAAUACAAAUGUAAACUGUUGCUUGAAUUCCACCCA
Messenger RNA from Manihot esculenta (cassava), 1600 nucleotides. RefSeq names its product mitogen-activated protein kinase 3. The coding region runs from base 81 to 1178 and encodes 365 amino acids. Gene Ontology annotation, cellular component: nucleus; cytoplasm. The record is from RefSeq and is a predicted model, not a curated record. Gene Ontology annotation, molecular function: MAP kinase activity; ATP binding. The transcript has 6 exons. Gene Ontology annotation, biological process: intracellular signal transduction; protein phosphorylation. NCBI's taxonomy places the organism in Eukaryota, Viridiplantae, Streptophyta, Magnoliopsida, Malpighiales, Euphorbiaceae.